Molecule: messenger RNA, 3024 nt
Organism: Lutzomyia longipalpis
Lineage: Eukaryota; Metazoa; Arthropoda; Insecta; Diptera; Psychodidae
Product: PP2C-like domain-containing protein CG9801
Exons: 5
Coding region: 228-2465 (745 amino acids)
Source: RefSeq, a predicted model, not a curated record
AGUGUACGAGACGAAAAAUCGUUAAAAGAAAAGUUUUGUGGUGCAAUUUGUGAAAAAUGUUAAUUAUCUGUUGUUUUUGAGGGAAAUUCACGCACGUUUUUGUGUGCAUUGUUCUGGAAUAGGGCUGAGACUUGCAUCGUCAGUGGUCUCAGUGGAAGUGGAGAGAUUAGACGUGAAACGACGAGAGACCUGAGAGAACGAGGGCAUUGUGAUUGCAACACAGGAACAUGCCAUCGCUACGGCAGCGUGUUACAACAUACUUUAGGCAAUUGAGUUUCAUUGCGGAGCCACGGGAUGGAUCACGUCUUGGAAGUCCUCGACAAGGUGGUGAUGGAUCUUUCAUAACAAAGUACCUCGAGGGUCGUCUCGAUGCAGCAAAUGCCCCUCCAGAAAUAUUCAGCGGGAAAGAGCCAUCGAAUUUACCAGACUUUAGUCUGGGUGUGUACGAAACGGGCCCACAGGCCAUAACAGCUGCAUGCACUGGCCCAGAUAGUGGGUUAACAUGCGUGAAGAGGUCACGACUUCACUUGAGUGCUGGGCCCGAUAUUGAUUUUAUCGAUACAAAUCAAGAUCAGGAUUUUGAUGUGCGCAAAAGUCCAUCUCUGGCCACGCUCAAGAGCAAACACAGUGCAAAAUUGAGCUUACAGCAACAGCGUGGUGGUGAUCAGAAUGCCAAUAAAUCCACUGCGGGCAGUGGUGAUAAGAAGAAACCAAAUUCACGGAAGAAUUCAACGAAUCAAUUACCCGAUGUGCCCGUGGAACGCAAAGGGGAGAAGACAACAAUAAAUUUAGUUGUUAGCCUGGUGAGUCGUUCGCCGGCAAAGGAGCCACAACAGCAGAAGGCUGAACUUGAGCAUUCGGAUAGUGUUAAUCAGAAUACAACACCGCCGCAUAAGGUGGAAUGUGAUACAAAGCAACAACAAGGUGAAUCUCAUGAUGCUACCGCUGCCACUGAGGGCAUUGAGUGCAAGCAGAGUGUUGGGAAUGAACCAAUUGCGGGUGUUUGCAAUUGGAAUGCGGAAAAUGAGCAUGCUUUUGGGCUUUCGGUGUCACUGUACGAGGAAAAUCCAAUUACAACAGAACAGUCUGGUAGCCCCAUUGCUGAUUGCUUUGGGCUUGUUGCAAGGGGAUCCAGCGCUGCCUUGGCUCUCGCCGAUGGCGUCAAUUGGGGUGAAGGUGCGCGUUUAGCAGCAAGAUCAGCAGUUCUGGGCUGCCUUGAAUAUCUCGACACAGCCGUUUUUGGGCUACACGGAACAGCAACAGCAACACGGGAUGUUCUUGUGAGCUUACUAAGGAGCUUCUGGGAGGCACAUGAUUGUAUCCUUGAGGUUGGUGGUGCUCUGAGUACACUAACAGUGGCUCUAGUACUCCCACUGAGUGAAGAAUAUUCCGGUAAAUACGUUGUAUGUGCCUGCAAUGUGGGUGACUCUCUUGGCUAUGUCUACUCCAAGACAUUUGGCGUCAGGGAAAUUACACAAGGAUCUCACGACAUCACAUCAAUGAGGGAUAUGAGAGAUGCUCUUGGUGCAUUGGGACCUGUUGAUGGGAAUAAGCCAGAAUUGGGAAAUCUCACGCUGUCGGUAACAAUCGUUGAGGCGGGAGAUAUUGUUUUUCUCACAUCAGACGGGAUUAGUGAUAAUUUUGAUCCUGUUGUGGGGAAAUUUGCCGAAGCACUAACACAUGAAACUGCCAUUGAACCACGUUUGGCAUCAAAGAGACAAAAUAAGAGUACUUCAGCCAUUCCUGCUACACGCUACGAGCGUCCAUCGGGGCAACAACAGAGCAAGGAUACCAAUUCAAUUUCAUCUUCAAUGAAGAAUAGUCGCUCGAAGGUGGGAAAUCCCCAGACAGCUGCAUCAAGUUCAGCUACAACAAAUCCCCAAGGACUCCCUAUACGUCCUCCGCGCACGAAAAAGACUGUUGCAGGAUUGAGUGCAGCUCCAGUGCCAUCCAAUGCUGAAAAUAUCGUUCCCAGUCGCCCGAAGUAUAUGCGCUCGCACACUGUUAUUGAGCCACGGAAGAGUACGCGAAUCCUAUCACCGGAACCUCUGCUAAAGUUCCCGAGAUCUUCAACGGGUCUGCCACUCGUGACUGGAGCACAGCGACACAAACUCACGCUCCUUCGUUUGGAGGAUCUUCUCAAUUACGGUAUCAAUGGAACCCUAAAACCGUGUACGUCUGCCAAGAAGCUGUGCACACUCCUCGUGGAUUUUGCCAAGAUGAUUACAUCGGCAAAGAGGAAGGUGCUGGAGCAGCGUGAAAGCUACAUAAAACUCGUGCCCGAUGAGCACGGAAUACGGCGUGAGGUGGAGAUGAAUCGAUUGCAGCAGAGAGCUGCAAGACGACGAAUCGUCGAGGGGAGUACCUUCCAAUCGCUGCCUGGGAAAUUGGAUCAUGCCACAGUGGUGGCUUUUGAGAUCCUUGCACCCGCACAGAAUGAAUCUCAUGUUGGGAAUUUAGUUUAAAAAAAAAAAGAAAUUGCGUGUGCUUCAAAUGAGAAAGAAUUUGAAACUAUUUUCUGGAUAAAAUUUCCUUCUAAACGUGGUCAGAGAUAAUUGUGCAUUUAUAUAUAACAUUUUAUCAAUCAAUUUAUAUUAGUGCAUUUAUUUUUUUCUAAAAUUCUCUGGUAUUUUUUCCGGACCAAAUUCUUAAAUUUUUGAAAAGAUUUUGUAAAGAAUUUUGAAGAAAACAAAAAUCUCAAACAGUUAAAAUCCUCUCUCUCACGUCUCACAAACAUUCAACCAAAUCACAUGUCCUCGAAUAUUUAUAAAUCUCUUAUCAAUGUUACAAUGAAAAGGAAGUUUUUUGUGGAUUUUUCUCAAUGUGUAUGGAGAAUAUUGCAAUAUUUUUUCGUGCCGAAAUUUGUCUUUUAUUAAUGUUUUUCAAUAUUUUUUGGAUUGUAUUUCUUUUGAAAUUUCCUAUUUUCUCCGAUUAAUGUAAUGGCUUUUUCUUUCAAUGUUGUGAUACAUGUAAUGCUUAUAAUAAAUUUACAAUAAAGACAUACAUUAUAUUUGCAGAAAUAAA